GACUCCUGAGGGCUCUGCCUGCCUCAGGCAUCUGUGGCUCUAUGACUCCAGGUGAUGGAGACUCCACCGCUGUGGGUUCAAAGUUUGUGCCUUAUUUCUAGGCCGAAGGACCCUCGCUGUGGCUCCCAGCACUUGGGUCCCCUCGGGCCUCGUUCGGUUAGAGCAGCGUCUGCUCUUGGGAAUCUCUUCCCCACGCGUCACUCGGAGACGCCCCUCGGCCAGGCUGAGGGCCUUGGGUCACCCGCCUCGCUCUUUCCUGACCCUCGCGGGUCUGCCGGAUGGCGUCCCCCUUGGAGCAGGCCCUUGGCAUGCUGGUUGCCAAGGAGGGCGACCGGUACAAGCUGAGGAAGGCGGAGAUGAAGGAGCUGCUGCUCACGGAGAUGCCCAGCUUUGUGGGGGAGCAGGUGGACGAAAGCGGCCUGCAGCAGCUGAUGAGGAACCUGGACGCCGACGGGGACGCGGAGCUGGAUUUCCAGGAGUACGCCGUGUUCCUGGCCCUCGCGGCCGAGCUGUGCGACGAGUUCUUCCGGGAGUGCGCCGACGAGAGGAACCGCAAAGUCUGAGUCCGGCGCGGCCGCGGGGCGCACAAUAAAGGGCUGGAGCCGGA
Molecule: messenger RNA, 607 nt
Organism: Pelodiscus sinensis (Chinese soft-shelled turtle)
Lineage: Eukaryota; Metazoa; Chordata; Testudines; Trionychidae
Source: RefSeq, a predicted model, not a curated record